Messenger RNA from Trichoderma asperellum CBS 433.97, 578 nucleotides. Lineage: Eukaryota; Fungi; Ascomycota; Sordariomycetes; Hypocreales; Hypocreaceae. The record is from RefSeq and is a predicted model, not a curated record.
CCGUCUUUCGGACAGAGGGCCAUUAAUAGCAGCACAAGCAACCGUUGCUUCAAGUAAAAUCAGUGCGCGGGCGGGAUGGGCCUCUGGUUGGGCUGGAGCCUGGCGGCUGUGCAGAGAUUUCAAUUUCCAAUCGAAACAGCCAGUCGACUGUCUGCGUACGCGCCAGAAAAUGCAGCGGGUGCUGUUAGCACGAGCAAUCACCGCAAAAUAGCGGAGUACCACCUGGCCUUGGAGGGUGUGAGAGGGGGCUGGGAGGGGCGCCAGCCCAAAAAAAAAAUGAGCCAGAAAAAAAAAAGUCGACCGCUGCGGCUGCCGCUUGGUGAUUGCGCGCGCACCCAAGAUUCCCGGCUCAGGUACUUAUUGGGCGCACCGCCCACCACCCAGCCCCAACCCCCGAAAUUCUAUUUUCCCCCGUUCUUCAGCACUCUCCCCCUCCCAUCAAUCCCCCCAAGCCGCACCACUUUUCACCCUCAUCCCGCUAUCCUUUAGAUCGCUUCCAGCGGCCCUUUUUCUUGCCAGAACUUCGCAACAGCGCAUCUGCCUUUUGAGCCCUGCAGGACACAAAAGCAAGAAGCUAC